Messenger RNA from Eleginops maclovinus (Patagonian blennie), 789 nucleotides. RefSeq names its product ladderlectin-like. The record is from RefSeq and is a predicted model, not a curated record. The transcript has 4 exons. Lineage: Eukaryota; Metazoa; Chordata; Actinopteri; Perciformes; Eleginopidae. The coding region runs from base 143 to 562 and encodes 139 amino acids. Gene Ontology annotation, molecular function: signaling receptor activity.
UGGUUCUUUUAAGAACGGAGUCAAAAUACAUCAUCCAACACUCUCUGACUGCAGCCAAAUGAAGAUGGCACCCUCAUGGACAGCAUCUGUAUACUGCAUUCACUGCUUCUGUUGCUCUCUCAAUUAACUAAGUCUUUCUUAUAUGACAAUUGUAGAUUGCGGUAACAUCUGCCGCCAUGGUUGGACUCAGUUUGGCUCCCGCUGUUUCAUCUACAGGAAUCAGGCACAGGACUGGGCUACAGCUGAGACGAAAUGCGUUGCCCUCAAAGGGAAUCUGGCUUCUAUCCGAUCGACCACCGAAUACAACUUCAUCAGACAGUUGGUGAAAAAAGCAACAGGCAGAGAUGUAAACAUCUGGGUUGGAGGCUAUGAUGCGGUCCGGGAGGGUGUGUGGAUGUGGAGCGAUGGCUCUAUGUUUACCUUCAGUAACUGGUCCAGAGGGGAGCCAAACAACGCUGGAGGAAAGGAACACUGUAUGGAGAUUAACUAUGCAGGUUCAAAGGUCAACGACAUAGGUUGUCUCGACAGUCAACCUUAUGUCUGUUCCUACUCUAUGGAAUGAUGAUGUCACAUCUUCAGUCUGGAUGCCACUUCUACCAGGAUGUCCGGCAUCGAUGACAUCACUGUUUUGGAGAUUUAUUCGAUUUAAUGUUUAAUCAAUAAACUGAUUCACCCUGCUAAGCAAUAUUUCGGUUUAACACCAGUCUGUCCGGAACAUGUAUUUCUCUCUCUGUACUGUGAUACUAAAGCUGACCAGCAAUCCAAUCAAUUAAAGCACAACUAAAAGCA